Messenger RNA from Cylicocyclus nassatus, 406 nucleotides. NCBI's taxonomy places the organism in Eukaryota, Metazoa, Nematoda, Chromadorea, Rhabditida, Strongylidae. The record is from the annotation of a GenBank genome assembly.
GACGUAUGUUGGGCGCUCUUUCGAUUUGUAUGAUUGUCUCAGGGUAGACAUGACGGUCAAAAGAAGGAACCAUGGAAGAAACAAGAAGAAUCGCGGACGCUGCACAUUCAUCCGCUGCACCAACUGUGGUCGUUGCUGUCCAAAGGAUAAGGCCAUUAAGAAGUUUGUCGUGAGAAACAUUGUCGAGGCCGCUGCUGUGCGAGAUAUCGGAGAGGCUUCCGCUUAUAUGCAGUAUGCUCUGCCAAAGCUCUACCACAAGCUUCACUAUUGCGUCGCCUGCGCGAUCCACAGCAAGGUAGUUCGUAACCGAUCUCGAGAUGCCCGCAAGGAUCGUAAUCCCCCUCCUCGUUUUGGUCAACGUACCGCACAAGCUCGUCCAGGAGUUCCUGGUGGACCACGUCCUUGA